AAGUCAUCGAGUAGCCAAUAAAAAGGUAGAAGCGAGAAGUGCAAAGCUCCUCCCCACAGCGCUUCCUCCUUCUGAGCCGAAAGUAGAUCAGAAACUUCCCAGGAGCUCGGAGAGGCGGGGAAGUGGCGGUGGGACGCGAGCCCCGCGCGGAGCCGGGCCGUGGCCGCGGGAGGAGCGAGCCGGGGCGGGCCGGGCCCUCGCAGCCUUGGGGAGUGGAGAAGGUGCCGCGGCCCGCACCGCGCUCUCAGGGAAGCGGGGCGGCGCACGGCCGGGAGAUGCCGCUGCUCCACCGAAAGCCGUUUGUGAGGCAGAAACCGCCCGUGGACCUGCGUCCUGACGAGGAAGUUUUCUACUGUAAAGUCACCAACGAGAUCUUUCGCCACUACGAUGACUUUUUUGAACGAACCAUUCUAUGCAACAGCCUUGUAUGGAGUUGUGCUGUGACGGGUAGACCUGGACUGACAUAUCAGGAAGCACUUGAAUCAGAAAAAAAAGCAAGACAGAAUCUUCAGAGUUUUCCAGAACCACUAAUUAUUCCAAUUUUAUACUUGACCAACCUUACCCAUCGUUCACGAUUACACGAAAUUUGUGAUGAUAUCUUUGCAUAUGUCAAGGAUCGGUAUUUUGUUGAAGAAAUCGUGGAAGUCAUUAGGAACAAUGGUUCAAGGCUGCAGUGCAGGAUUUUGGAAGUCCUCCCUCCAUUACAUCAAAAUGGCUUUUCUAAUGGCCAUGUUAGCAGUGUUGAUGGAGAACCUAUUGUCAUCAGUGAUAGUGAUGAUUCAGAAACACAAAGCAGUUCUUUUCAACAUGGGAAGAAGAAAGAUGCAAUUGAUCCAUUAUUAUUCAAGUACAAGGUACAACCCACUAAAAAGGAAAUAUACGAGUCUGCUAUUGUUAAAGCAACACAAAUAAGCCGUAGAAAACAUCUAUUUUCUCGUGAUAAACUAAAGCUUUUUCUGAAGCAACACUGUGAACCACAAGAUGGAGUCAUUAAAAUUAAGGCCUCAUCUCUUUCCACAUAUAACAUAACAGAGCAAGAUUUUUCUUAUUUCUUCCCUGAUGAUCCACCCACGUUUAUCUUUAGUCCUGCUAACAGACGAAGAGGAAGACCUCCCAAACGAAUAUCUAUUAAUCAGGAAGACAACAUUGCUAAUAAACGGACUAUUGCAGGAUAUAGGAACAAAGCUACUAAAGAAAGAAACAAACUUUUGAAACAAGAAGAAAUAAAAGCACUAGCUUUUGAAAAGGCUAAACUAAAACGAGAAAAAGCAGAUGCUCUGGAAGCAAAGAAAAAAGAAAAGGAAGAUAAAGAGAAAAAGAGGGAAGAAUUGAAGAAAAUUGUGGAAGAAGAGAGACUAAAGAAAAAAGAAGAAAAGGAGAGACUUAAAAUAGAAAGAGAGAAGGAAAGAGAGAAAUUACGUGAAGAAAAGCGAAAAUACAUGGAAUAUUUAAAGCAAUGGAGUAAACCCAGAGAAGAUAUGGAAUGUGAUGACCUUAAGGAACUUCCAGAACCAACUCCAGUGAAAACUAGACUACCUCCUGAAAUCUUUGGUGAUGCUUUGAUGGUUUUGGAGUUCCUUAAUGCAUUUGGGGAACUUUUUGAUCUUCAAGAUGAGUUUCCUGAGGGAGUGACCCUAGAAGUGUUAGAGGAAGCUCUUGUAGGAAAUGACAGUGAAGGCCCACUAUGUGAAUUGCUUUUUUUCUUCCUGACUGCAAUCUUCCAGGCGAUCGCUGAAGAAGAGGAGGAAGUCGCCAAAGAGCAAAUAACUGAGGCGGACACCAAAGAUUUAACAGAGGCUUUGGAUGAAGAUGCAGACCCCACAAAAUCUGCACUGUCUGCAGUUGCAUCUUUGGCCGCUGCAUGGCCACAGUUACACCAGGGCUGCAGUUUGAAAAGCUUGGAUCUUGAUAGCUGCACUCUUUCUGAAAUCCUCAGACUGCACAUCUUAGCUUCAGGUGCUGAUGUAACAUCAGCAAAUGCAAAGUACCGGUAUCAGAAACGAGGAGGAUUCGAUGCUACAGAUGAUGCCUGUAUGGAACUCCGAUUGAGCAAUCCCAGUCUGGUGAAAAAACUGUCUAGCACAUCAGUGUAUGAUUUGACACCAGGAGAAAAAAUGAAGAUACUUCAUGCUCUCUGUGGGAAGUUACUGACCCUAGUUUCUACUAGAGAUUUCAUUGAAGAUUAUGUUGAUGUAUUACGACAAGCAAAGCAGGAAUUCCGGGAGCUAAAAGCGGAACAGCAUCGAAAAGAGAGAGAAGCAGCAGCUGCUAGAAUACGUAGAAGGAAGGAAGAAAAACUUAAGGAGCAAGAACAAAAAAUGAAAGAGAAACAGGAAAAACUGAAGGAAGAUGAGCAACAGAAUUCUAUGGCAGAUACAGGGGAAGAAGAAAGGGAAGAUUUUGAUACUAGUACUGAGAGUAAAGAAACAGAGCAAAAGGAACUCGAUCAUGAUAUGGUCACUGAGGAUGAAGAUGACCCAGGACCACACAAAAGUAGAAGAGGGAAGGGUGGACAACAUGGAGUUAAAGAAGAAAUCAACUGUAUAAUGCAGGAGUCUAUUACUGCUAAUGCCGAAGAAGCUUUAAAACAAGAAUACCAACGAAAAGAGAAAGAACUCUUAGAAAAGAUCCAGAGUGCCAUCGCAUGUACCAAUAUCUUUCCCUUGGGACGUGACCGCAUGUACAGGCGGUACUGGAUUUUCCCUUCUAUUCCUGGUUUGUUUAUUGAAGAGGAUUAUUCAGGUCUCACUGAAGACAUGCUAUUGCCUAGACCUUCAUCAUUUCAUAACGUACAGUCUCACAAUCCUCAGGUAUCAGCUAAAACUGAAGAGUCCUUGAUAUCUGAAUCUACCUCCAGCCUUGACCAAGGUCCAUGUGAUGAUUCUCUACAGCUGCCAAAACCAGUGCAUAAGCCAAAUCGAUGGUGCUUUUACAGUUCUUGUGAACAGCUAGACCAGCUUAUUGAAGCUCUUAAUUCUAGAGGACAUAGAGAAAGUGCCUUAAAAGAAACUUUGUUGCAAGAGAAAAGCAGAAUAUGUACACAGCUAGCCCAUUUUUCUGAGGAGAAAUUUCAUUUUUCAGACAAACCUCAGAUUGAUUAUAAGUCUACUUACACUCGGGGAAGAUCUUCCAGUGCAUGUGACACAUCACAGAUGUCUGCAGAAAGGCAGCUCGAGCUAAGGCUCAGGGACUUUCUUUUGGAUAUUGAAGACAGAAUCUAUCAAGGAACAUUAGGAGUGAUCAAGGUUCCAGAUCGAAACUUGUGGAGAUCAGCCUUGGAAAGUGGACGGUAUGAUCUGUUAAGUGAAGAAAGUAAGGAGAAUGGAAUAAUUAAAGCUGUGAAUGAAGAGGUAGAGGACAUGGAAAUCGAUGAACAAGCAAGAGUCAUAAUAAAAGACAGACUUUUGGGGGUCAAAACAGAAACUCCAAGUACUGUCUCAACUAACGCAAGCACACCACAGUCAGUGAGCAGCGUGGUUCAUCACCUGGCAGUGGCCCUCUUCCAGAUAGAACAGGGCAUUGAGCGGCGUUUCCUCAAAGCUCCACUUGAUGGCAGUGACAGUGGACGUUCCUUUAAAACAGUCCUGGACCGUUGGAGAGAGUCUCUCCUUUCUUCUGCUAGUCUAUCCCAGGUCUUUCUUCACUUAUCGACCUUGGACCGUAGUGUGAUAUGGUCCAAAUCUAUACUGAAUGCACGCUGCAAGAUAUGCCGAAAGAAGGGGGAUGCUGAAAACAUGGUGCUCUGUGAUGGCUGUGACCGAGGUCAUCACACCUACUGCGUCCGACCAAAGCUCAAGACUGUUCCUGAUGGAGAUUGGUUUUGUCCAGAAUGUCGACCAAAGCAACGUUCUAGAAGACUCUCCUCUAGACAGAGGCCAUCCUUGGAAAGUGAUGAAGAACUGGAAGAGGGUGUGGAAGGUGAGGAGGAUGAAGUUGAUGAAGAUGAAGAGGGUCAAAGUGAGGAGGAAGAGUACAAGGUAGAGCAAGAUGAGGAAGACUCUGAUGAAGAGGAAGAGCUCAGCCCACCAAAACGAGGAAGACCACAAGUCAGAUUGCCAAUUAAAGCAAGACGACAGGAUCCUGGAAGAUACCCUUCAAGGAGUCAGCAGAACACACCCAAAACUACUGCUUCUUCUUCUAAAAGUGCUAGCAGAAGCCUAAGAAAGAUCAAAUCUGCUCCUCCUACAGAAAUUAAAUCUUUAAGAAUUGCUAGUCGUUCCACUCGGCACAGUCAGGGCACACUGCAAGCAGAUGUAUUUGUGGAACUGCUUAGUCCUCGUAGAAAACGCAGAGUAAGGAAGAGUGCUAAUAAUACGCCAGAAAGCAGUCCCAGCUACUCUAACUUUAGGGUUAUCGCCUCAAGGUCAAGUGGACAGGCAACACCUUUAAAUAUUGCCUCAAGACUUUCUCUCCAAGAUAGUGACUCUAAGAAAAGAGGCAGGAAAAGACAGUCUACAGAGUCAUCUCCUGUGCCACUGAAUCGAAGAAGUUCUGGCCGACAAGGAGGGGUUCAUGAAUUGUCUGCUUUUGAACAACUUGUUGUGGAACUGGUACGGCACGAUGAUAGCUGGCCCUUUUUGAAACUUGUUUCUAAAAUCCAGGUCCCAGACUACUAUGACAUUAUUAAGAAGCCCAUUGCCUUAAAUAUAAUUCGAGAAAAAGUGAAUAAAUGUGAAUAUAAAUUAGCAUCUGAGUUUAUUGAUGACAUUGAGUUAAUGUUUUCGAACUGCUUUGAGUACAACCCUCGUAACACAAGUGAAGCAAAAGCUGGAACUAGGCUUCAAGCAUUUUUUCAUAUUCAGGCUCAAAAGCUUGGACUCCAUGUGUCACCCAGUCAUGUGGACCAGGUUAGCACACCGCUAGCUGCAAAGAAGUCACGAAUCUAAUCUUGUCCUUCUAAAGGAUGCACGUGAAGACAGCAUGCUCAUGGAAAUGGAAUAUUCAAUCAUGCUUUACAGCAGACAUGUAGAUAUAAAGCAAUAACAACUGGUCAACCACAUGGAAGCAUGGCUGCACUGUAUUCUCGAUGUUAAUAUCAAGCACUCAGGAGAAUGUAGGAAAGAUUUCCUUUGCUACAGUUUUUGUUCGGUAUCUGAUAAGUUUGAUAGAUAUAUUGGAUACAGUACUGGUUUACAGAGGUUUUUGUACAUUUUGAGAUCAUUCAUGUGUUCAGAUAUCUUGGAAAAUAUUUUUUCAUCUUUUAUUUUAUCAUUGAUUUUUUUAGAAAUAUGGUAUUGAGGGUUUAUCUACACAGAUGAGUCUUCUACAGUUGAGAGAAAUGUGUAUAUGUCUUAAGAAUUGAUAAAUGAGCACAUUGUUUCAACACUACACAUGAAUGAAUCCAAUUUUAUACCCUUAAAGUGCUGUAACCAGUACUGGCUGAGUUUAUGAACUAGAUAUUUAUUUAGCAUUCAAAGUAAUUUGUGAAUUUGUUUUAUAUUUAUAAAAUUUAUACUUGGAAAAUAUUCCUUAAUUUUUUUUAAAUUUUACUGUGUUUUUGUUUUAUUUUCCAAACAUUCUUAAUGAUUAAAAAAGAAAAUGAAAAAUGUAACCCUCUUUUCUCUACCAUUCUCUCAGUUUUAAAAACUAUAAGUUUCUAUGUACAACUUUUUAAUUGUACAAAUAAAAUGAUGCAUUUUUUCAAGUAUUCUGAAUUUCUGAGGUUUUUGCAAAUCAAAAUAAGACUUCUGUAUAUGAUAUAUAGAGAAAUCAGUGUUUUCUUGUCUCUGAGUAUAAAAUACCUCUCUUUACCAGUAAGAAUAGUAUUCUUGCACAUACUUUCAUUAAGAGAAAGGAUGAAAGUUUGAGACAUAUCUACCCAAUCAGGAAGCAUUUGGGAAAUUUUUGAGACAGGUCCUCAAGCUCCCUAUGUAGCCCAGGCCAUCCUCAAACUUGUGGCAAUCAGCCUCCUAUAUACUGGGAUUACAGGCACAUGCCACUGCCUAAAUCCAAAUAAAUCAUAUUUCUAAAAGUGCUGGAUUUAAGUGGUGCUGGUGGUGCAGGCCUGUAAUCUGUAUGCAGGAUGCUGAGGCAAGGGGAAAGACCACAAGUUUAAGGCCACCCUGGAUUAUGCAGUGAGACCCUGUCUCAAUGGGGGGAAAAACGAACAAACAAAAAACAGUGCUUUAUUACAACUGCAAAAGAUGACAGAUAGGAAAGAAGCUAAUGCACCCUACUAUGUGAUGUGCCCGCCCUAAUGUAAAAGGUCAUAGCGUUUGUACCUAAUAACUGUGUGAAAUGCUUUGCAUUAAAUAAAUUUAUCCUGUAAGAUUUUUUAGUAUUCUCUCCAU
Molecule: messenger RNA, 6290 nt
Organism: Nannospalax galili (Upper Galilee mountains blind mole rat)
Lineage: Eukaryota; Metazoa; Chordata; Mammalia; Rodentia; Spalacidae
Gene: Baz1a
Product: bromodomain adjacent to zinc finger domain 1A
Exons: 27
Coding region: 276-4886 (1536 amino acids)
Biological process (GO): chromatin remodeling
Molecular function (GO): protein binding
Source: RefSeq, a predicted model, not a curated record